Messenger RNA from Chaetomium strumarium, 1288 nucleotides. RefSeq lists its product as uncharacterized. NCBI's taxonomy places the organism in Eukaryota, Fungi, Ascomycota, Sordariomycetes, Sordariales, Chaetomiaceae. The record is from RefSeq and is a predicted model, not a curated record. The transcript is spliced from 3 exons. Bases 232 to 1095 code for a protein of 287 amino acids.
AAGGACGAGGCCACGCUUGGACUCAGCGGGGAUUAGAUCACAAUGGCUUUCUCUAACCAAGAUCGAUUCAUUGUGCGUUACCGGAGCUGUAUUGCAAUCGGCCGGCGAGCUGCCGCCACGGAUAACGUCUACAACGUGCCGUGCCACUGCGACCCUCUAGGGUAACUGCAGACGCUCGGCGCUUCUGCUGUAGCAACAGCGGUCCAAGACCCCAAAAGACCAUCAUCGAACAUGUCCGAAAACGCGGCCGCGCCCGCACCUCGGUCGCCAAAUACCACCCUGCAGCUUCAGCGGCGAAAGUCGUCCAGAGACCGCAUCCGAGACAUUCUCGAGGGUGCCCGCGAACGGGCCGAGUCGCUCGAUGCAGAUCCCGCCAGUCCCCGGCUACAGCCUCUCCUAGGCGACCCCAACCGCAGAGCCAGCGGACCAUCCGGCUCGGCUUCCCCUCCGGCACUUGACGCACUUAGACAAGGCGUAGUGACCGCACAACCAGGGAGGCAGCGCACCCUAGACUACCAGAGCACAGCCGAGAUCAGCCCCGCAGCACGUAGGAGGUCAACGCGGGAUGGGAAGUCUUCGGCUCAGCCACAAGGGCCGCCGCCGCCGCCAGGUGCAGAUGGGGCCGCCGAGGAGGAUGACUCGCGAGGACAACCUCGGGGACAACGGGAGGAACCGUGCUGGAAGCGUGCAUUACGUUACUUCAAGAGCAUAGAGCUUGAAAAUAAGGGGAGUGUUGCACGGGAUCACUUGGCCUUAGAACGCACAUUCCUCGCAUGGCUCCGGACAUCAUUAGCCUUCGCGUCGAUCGGAAUCGCCAUUACGCAGCUCUUCCGGCUCAACACGUCGCUGGCGGAAGACACGAAGCAGGCCGAGAGGCUACGGCAUCUGGGUAAGCCCCUGGGCACUGCCUUCUUGGCCGUCAGUAUCUUGAUCUUGCUCCUGGGAUAUAACCGGUACCUCCAGGGGCAGCAUUGGGUGAUCAAGGGCAAAUUUCCGGCCAGUCGCGGCACCAUCAUGCUGGUGUCGCUCAUAGCGUUUACCGUGACGUUGGCGUCGUUGGUUGUUAUCCUUGCAGUGCAGAAUAAUCCGAUGUGACCGGAGUCAGUGGUACAGAUAUUUGAGAGGUUGGAAGCCUGAGAAUGGAGAUAACUCGUUGCUGUGGUUUGAGUCCUGGUAGAAAGGACUUACAACCAGGUGUACUUUGCUAGUAGGAUGAUAAAUAUAAUGGUGCAAAUGCGAUUGAAGAGAAUAAAAUGUCCUGAAUCUACAAACAGAAAACGAACGUUUA